Molecule: messenger RNA, 1113 nt
Organism: Penicillium oxalicum
Lineage: Eukaryota; Fungi; Ascomycota; Eurotiomycetes; Eurotiales; Aspergillaceae
Product: asparaginase
Exons: 1
Coding region: 1-1113 (370 amino acids)
Source: RefSeq, a predicted model, not a curated record
AUGUUGACCCAUCUUGCGACGGAUUAUGUGGUCACCGACCGCGCGGGCGUAGCAGAAAACCGACAUGCCGUUCACGCCGCCGUCAUCGACGCCAACGGUCGUGCUUUGUAUGCAAUCGGCGACCCGUCGAGGCUCACCCUCGCCCGGUCAGCAGCCAAGCCAGCCCAGGCCCUGGCCAUCCUCGAAACCGGCGCAUUCGAGAAAUUCAACCUCGACGACGCCGAUCUAGCACUAAUGUGCGCAUCGCACAGCAGUGAAGACCGCCACGUCGCUCGGACGCGGGAUAUUCUGGCGAAAAUCCAAUGCCGUGAGGAGGACCUGCAAUGUGGUGGUCAUCCGUCCAUUUCGGAUGCUGUGAAUCGAGCUUGGAUCAAGGCCGAUUUUAUCCCUUCUGCAGUCUACAGUAACUGUUCGGGCAAACAUGCCGGAAUGCUAGCGGCAACCAAAGCCCUCGACGCUGAACUAGCUAGCUAUCACUUACCGACCAGUCCAUUGCAGGAACGGAUCAGAGACACGGUGGACGAAGUCUGCUGUCUUCCUAGGGCGAGCUCUAGAUGGGGCAUUGAUGGGUGUAAUUUGCCAGCGCCUGCUUUUCCAUUACACUGCCUGGCUCGGAUGUUCGCCAUCUUUGCUGAAGCCGCUGAUCAAGUCGAUAUCUGCAACGACUCUGAAUUAUCCUCACGAACUCGGUCUCUCGGUCGAAUCUUUCACGCCAUGUCUUCGUUUCCGGAGCUUGUGGCAGGUGAGGAUCGGUAUUGUACUGUUCUCAUGAGGGCAUUCCCGGGAAUUUUGAUUGGGAAACUCGGAGCAGAUGGCUGUUACGGGAUUGGGGUGAAGUCAUCCCAGUGGAUGGGACCGGACGACCAGUCCAGUCCGUCUCCUGCUCUUGGGAUAGCCGUGAAGAUCGAAGAUGGCAAUAUUUCCAUGUUGUAUUCUGCGGUUACGGAAAUCCUGAUUUACCUGCGGGUUGGGCAACCGGGGAUGCGAGAGCAAUUGGCAGGGUUUUAUCGGCCCCAGAUCAAGAAUACUGUCGGAGUUGUGACUGGGGAAACGACCCAUGCUUUCAAGAUUCGGAGGGUAGAUGAGGAUGGAGAUAGUCGGGAUUUGGCUUAG